Engraulis encrasicolus (European anchovy) is the source of this 1540-nucleotide messenger RNA. RefSeq names its product cysteine three histidine 1 (gene cth1). Gene Ontology annotation, molecular function: metal ion binding; mRNA binding. The transcript is spliced from 2 exons. The coding region runs from base 176 to 1225 and encodes 349 amino acids. Lineage: Eukaryota; Metazoa; Chordata; Actinopteri; Clupeiformes; Engraulidae. The record is from RefSeq and is a predicted model, not a curated record.
GACGGUGGAGCAGAAGCACAGGUUCGGGUCACUGGGGUGGUUGUCUGGUUUCAUUCUGUGCGUGUUAUUUAUUACAGUUCUGGUACUGAUUCUCGGCGGGCUGAGAGUGUCUUCGUUUUACUUUGUGACCACCACCAGUUUUACUGUUGUAAAGUCUUGAACCACCCAGGUGACAAUGUUUGAGCAAACCAACCACAACGACCUGAUGCUUCUGCCCUCUCCGGAAGAUGAUGGGGACAUCCACAACCUGCUCUGCGACGAAGGCCAGGGCUUAUCGUUGGCUGAGGCCCUCCUCCCCUUGGUACAGUCCUCCGUCCCUCUGCCCUCACCACUGCUGUACUCGACCCGCUACAAGACGGAGCUGUGCAUCCGCUACGCCGAGACGGGCGACUGCAAGUACGCCGAGCGUUGCCAGUUCGCCCACGGCCUCCAUGACCUGCACGUGCCCUCUCGCCACCCCAAGUACAAGACGGAGCUCUGUCGCACUUUCCACACCACCGGGUUUUGCGUGUACGGCACCCGCUGCCUGUUCGUCCACGGUUUGCACGAGCAGAGGCCGCCUGCUCGUCAGCAGCGCAGGCCUGGCUAUGGACGCACCGUACCGUGCCGUAACUACAGGGACUACGGCGUCUGCCCCUUCGGUACCCACUGCCACUUCCUGCACGUGGAGCCCGCUGGAUCGGAGGUCUCCACUGAUGGCGAGGAUCACUGGCCGGCGUUGGGCACCGAGACGGUUCCUUCUUCUACCCCCCAGGCCCCACUGCGCUCUCAAAGCAAGCCACGAGGCGCACUGUGCCGCACCUUCAGUGCGUUCGGUUUCUGCCUGUACGGUACCCGUUGCCACUUCCAGCACAGCCUUCCCAAGUCGGUGCGAGGUGCGACGGACCAGUUGCCCCCUCCUCCGCCCACCACGCAGCAGCACGCACCCAUGUGGCCGUGCCGGUCCAUGACCCAGCUCCCCACCAGAGCUGUGUCCCCGGCCUCGGAUAUGCGCUCAUCGUCCCCAUUGUCAUGCUCAUCUUCCUCGCCACCAUCCGCCUUGGCCUCCCCUGUCUAUCCGGACGAUGGCUUCCCCACACCUCCGCUGUCCAGCGAGCCGAUGGCCCACAACGCGUUCACUUUCUCCAGUCAGCAACUGGAUGACCUCCUGCUUCCACUUGCACUUCGCCUUCAGCAGCUGGAGAACAGCCAGGCCAAGCAGGCACUUGGCAAGCCCUUGUUCUAGUCCAAGGACUAAAAUCGGAAGGCCCCUUGUUUUUCCAGGUGUGUGUUUGUGUGCUUCCUGUACUGACUUAUUUUUUUAACCAUGGUGUGCUUUUUAAAAUUUGUUUUGAAAUGAUUUUCCCUGCCAGGAAUGUCUUUUAACUAAUUACUAAUAUUGUAUAUAGAAUUUUUAAAAGUUGGGCGAGCCUUUUGUGUCGCCACCAGCCGAACACUUUAUUCUUUUACUCACGUGUAUUUGUUUGUUAAUGUAAUUUUAAAGUGUCAUAACUUAUUUUUACCUUGUCUUCGGCUCACAAUAAAAUUAUUAAACUUCAAA